This is a messenger RNA of Drosophila montana, 697 nucleotides long. RefSeq names its product australin (gene aust). NCBI's taxonomy places the organism in Eukaryota, Metazoa, Arthropoda, Insecta, Diptera, Drosophilidae. Bases 17 to 685 code for a protein of 222 amino acids. The record is from RefSeq and is a predicted model, not a curated record. The transcript is spliced from 3 exons. Gene Ontology annotation, biological process: mitotic sister chromatid segregation. Gene Ontology annotation, cellular component: chromosome, centromeric region; chromosome passenger complex; spindle midzone.
UCAGUCUAAAGUCGACAUGCCACGCACCAAAAUAGGAAAACGUACCCGUCAGCAGAUGCGCCUGGAUGCGGAGCGGGAGGAGCAGCUGCGCAUGGCACAGAUGAAACUGGAGUCGUCGCUGGAGAAGAUCGAUGAACUUGGCAAGCGCAGCGUGCAGCAGGUGAACAAUCAGCUGCAGCUAAUAUUGGCGCGCACCCAUCAGCAUGUGCUGCAGAUGAAGUGGAGCGAGUUUCUCAAGCUCAAGCUGCACCACUUUGAGGACUAUCAGUGGAUAGCGCCCAAACCGCCUACGAAGCGCAGCCAGUCCAUUACGCGCAGCGGACGCUUGCGCACGCCACAGCAGCCGCUGUCGGCGCGCCCUCAGGUACAAUCCGUGGACCGGGUCCGUGGCAUGGUCCGGCGCGCCGACUUACCAGCUGUGGCUCUGUUACGCUGGCCCAAACCGGGAGAGGUGGCUCUCUCCACGGGCGGCAGCCCGCUGGCCGUGCAGACUUUUCCGGAUCGUUGCGCCAACGUGCACAUACCGACCAAGCUGGGCGUGCUCAAGCUGAAGCCGCAAAAGAUGUCCGAGGUGAAGCGCGAGGUGCUCAAGCAGUUGGACUCGGCUACUUUGAAUCAGAUUAAAACCCUUAACUCCAAUCUGCACAUGAUUGUCGACAUGGCCACCAAGUUGCGCAAGUUCUAGUGGAUUGGCAGG